AUGCAUGAUAAGAGUUCAUAUCACAGAGAUGCCCUUGCAAAACACAAGAAACAUGGUAAUGACAGUGUCACAAGUUUACUUCUGGCAAAAGUUACUAAGGAACAGCAGUGCAGACGAAACCUUCUGCUUGUGCAGCUGUCAUGUCUCUUAUUCUUAUCAAGGCAAGGAUUAGCACUUCGAGGGCAUAUUGAAGAGGAAUCGAACUUGUUUCAGCUUCUGAAACUGACAGGUUCUGACAUAGAGGGGUUGCCAACAUGGUUAUCUGAGAAAACAUAUAUGUCUCCUGCAAUUGUGAAUGAGCAAUUGAUGCUCCUGGGCCGAGCUGUGCGACUGAAGAUUCUUGAGAGAAUCAAAGCUGACAGGUUCUUUGCCGUUAUGGCGGAUGAAACAAGAGACAUAUCAAACAAAGAACAAGUUGUCAUAUGUAUCCGUUGGGUGGAUAAUGAUUUCAGUGUCCAUGAGGAUGCUAUUGGCCUAUAUGUGGUUCCCUCCACAACAUCAGCAACACUAACAGAAGUACUAAAAGACACACUUAUCCGUUGUGACUUACCACUAUCGAAUUGCCGAGGUCAAGGCUAUGAUGGUGCAAGUAAUUUUCAAGGCCAUGUCAAUGUAGUUGCUGUCCAACUGCAAAGAGAAGAACCACGAGCAGUUCAUGUCCAUUGCCUCGCCCACUGUAUCAACUUGGCUUUGCAGGAAGCCACUAGAGCAUGCAAACCUCUCAGGGAUGCUCUUGACAUCACAAUUGAAGUGAACAAGCUCAUUAAAUAUUCUCCAAAACGAGAACACCUAUUCAAGAAUCUUCAAAAAGCUCCAUCCAUUGAGAAGCGUCUUGACAUGGAUGUGCCUCAAACUGAAAGAACUCGUGGCUUACGACCUCUGUGUCCAACACGUUGGACAGUUAGAACAGGAUCUAUCAACUCUGUUUUGGAGAACUUUGAUACUCUUCGAAAAGCAUUUGAAGAAAUCAAUAAGGGUCACGAUGAGUAUGCCAGGAUUGCAGGUGGUUUACUUUCACAGUUUGACCAGUUUAGUGUGUUUUUUUGGCUGAAAGUUUCUUCCCAAAUUUUUGCUGCAUCAGAGCAAUUGUCUUCGUCCAUUCAAAGCGUAGAAACAACGGCAAAGGACGCACAAAAGGGAGCAGAGCAAGUACUGGCGUAUUAUGAUAAGCUGAGGAGUACAGAUACUUUUUCAGAGUUCUACAAGUCUGUUGUUGAUGAAGCUGAAGACAAAACUGAUCCUCCACGUCUACCACGCUACCGGAAGAGGCCCAAGAGAUUGGAUGAUGGAUCUAAUACUCACACGUUUCCUUCUGUGGAAGAUUAUUAUCGCCAACAAUAUUUUGAAGGUCUAGACAUCGUUUCAGAGCAACUAAAGCGGAGAUUCUCACAGAAAGGAUUUAACACUGCUGUGGAGAUAGAGCUACUGUUGCUGUCUGCUGCAAAUGGACGGAACUUUCAAAUAUCUUCUCACAUCAGAGAACUCUACAAAGAUGAUGUUGACUUUGUUCGAUUGAACACACAGCUUUCCAUGCUUCAUGACACAGUGAAAUCUGUCUCCACUGAAAGUGGAUGCUUAAUCAUUGAAGUCACAAAUAUUGAUACUGUUGUAUCAAUUAUCAACUCAUCGCCUGUAAUAAGGCACCUGUUCAAGGAGAUAAGUACCCUUUUGAAGAUCUGCUUGACUAUUCCUGUCACCACAGCAACAUCAGAACGUACCUUCUCCGCGCUUCAACGCCUGAAGUCAUACGUCAGAUCUACAAUGACACAGGAACGUCUGAACAACGUUCUGCUACUGCAUGUUCACAAAACCAUUGCUGAUGAACUAUCUCUAGUGGAUGUUGCCCGGGAGUUCAUUUCUUUCAAUGACAGAAGACGCAACUACUUUGGACUUUUCUCAUAA
Molecule: messenger RNA, 1902 nt
Organism: Haliotis rubra (blacklip abalone)
Lineage: Eukaryota; Metazoa; Mollusca; Gastropoda; Lepetellida; Haliotidae
Product: zinc finger MYM-type protein 1-like
Exons: 1
Coding region: 1-1902 (633 amino acids)
Molecular function (GO): protein dimerization activity
Source: RefSeq, a predicted model, not a curated record